Messenger RNA from Esox lucius (northern pike), 3815 nucleotides. RefSeq names its product coiled-coil domain containing 191 (gene ccdc191). Bases 1149 to 3560 code for a protein of 803 amino acids. The record is from RefSeq and is a predicted model, not a curated record. Lineage: Eukaryota; Metazoa; Chordata; Actinopteri; Esociformes; Esocidae. The transcript is spliced from 16 exons. Gene Ontology annotation, molecular function: phosphatase binding.
AUCAGCUGCAGGAUCAUGACGAAGCAUACUGUGAAGCUGCUGACCCUUUCCAGACUCUACAGUGGUGUUGCGGUAAAUCUCCACGUGGGGCCGACUCAGACCCAAACCGGACGGUGAUUAGGAGGUGAGGGUGGACUCUAUGGUUGAUGUGCAAGUCAGACUCAGCUUAAGACCCUGCUGGAUGUUUAUUUUUCUUCCUAUUGCCGUAAGUACAUCCAACUGUGAGGCUUCAUGGUUUUCGCCGAGGUGUUGUCCUCCCACCGGAUGCGGUGGGAAAUGAUGGACCCGGGGACAUGUUAUUGUUUAGCUGAACUAACAGCAGAGCUCUGGGUUGGUGGUGGGCAGACUUUCCUGAAGCCCAACACAACUUCUGCGGCUUUGUCGGUUGUAAGUACCAGGUCAUUUCACCUCCAUCGGCGUCAGUAGUGACUUGUUGACUAUGUCCAUGAAAACGGGUUGAGCUGGUCAGAACCAGGUUUAGCUUGGGCUGGGGGAGGCGGUCCAAGCCUGACAGCCUUCCCGUAGUUCUGUUUUCAAGUUCUCACAGAUGUAAUAACAUUUGAACACACACAAACAUGAAUACACGUUUACCGUCCUUGUGUGGACACAAGUUUAUUCCAAUUCAAAAUCCUAUUUGGCUUAAGCCUGAACCCAAACCUUACCUUAACCCCAAACACCGGAUGUUAUCCCCAACCCUAACUCCUAAACCUGAAAGCCUACCGUUCUGGUAUGUACACAAUACACUAGAUAUUUUAAUAUUAUUCAAGCGAUGAAGUACUUUCAUCCAAACUGCGUGUGACAGUGUUUUCUAAAUGAAACAAAGAUCCAUCUAUUUGAAAGAUGAAAGUAGUAAAACAGCAGGUCCAAUGGCCAAGCAAUAGCAAGCUGUCUAAAUAUCUAGGAAUGGUUCAAGGGAUCUUUGACCUGCCCCCAAAUUGAUGUAGAUUUUGGGUAAUGAUUUGUUUGUGGUACUUGGACUGAUGUUCUGACACACCAAAUAAUCUACACAGAAUGUUGGUGGAUGGUUUGGUCAAGGUGUCAGACAAAAAUAUUUUGUUGUUGUACCAUUCCUAUUUUAACAUUUUGUAUCAUACAUUUGUUUCCCCCGAUCCCCAUCCCCUGUAGCCCAGGCUCUUCUUAGUGAUUGGAUGAACAGCAAGUUGCGCCUGGAGCUGGAGAAGGAGGAGGAUGUGAUUGGCUCCCCUGAGAUGAACGGUCCAGUAGCCCCGCUGCCUGUCCAGCCUUUAUCUGUGGACUACAGCAACUUUGAUGACCUCUACUCCCACCUGGCUGAGGAAGAGGAGGAAAGCUCAGUGGUCAGCAACUUUCUUCAGGACCUCAUGGAGUGUGAGGUUCUGGGUUCUGGGAUAGCGGAGGACCUAGCGCUGGACUCUGAGGAGCGAGACAGGAGGAAGAGGAGGAACCCAAGCCUCACCAUGGAGGCACGCCACCGUCAGGUUCGUGAGAACCGAGUGCGGCGGGAGGCAGAGCGUGUGAGGCUGCGGAGAGAUGAGGAGGCGCGGAGGGAGGCAAGAGAGGAGGCCCAGAGGAGGGAACAGGAGACGGAGAGGCAGAAGAAACAGGAGGCACGCAGGCAGGAGGAGGUGCUGCAGCACGAGAUGGUGCAACUGCGCCGCGAGAUGGAGGAGAGGAGGAACCUUGAGCAGCUAGCCAGGCAAAGGGAGAGGGAGAAGGUGGGGCUCCUGCCAAACCCAUCGCUCUCUGUCGCACCAAAACAACAGCAGUCCCAUAUACAACGGUCACACGCGAUGCAGCAAGCCGAGGCCAGGGCCCAGAUGGUAAACCUGCAGCGUCUGCAGAGGCACUUCUCCGGCUGGUACACGGUGCUGUUGGAGCGGAGGGUUCGGAUGGGGAAGGCAGCGGCGCUCUGUGACUGGAAGAGGGGGCUGAGAGCGUGGAGAGCCUGGAGGGCCCUAGUGUGGGCAGGACGAGAGCAGAGGGAGGUGGAGAGAAUUGAGGAAGAGCUACGAACCCAGAACCGACUCUGCCAGGUGGCACUAGAGAGCGACCGGAGGAGGGUGUUAAGGCGAUGCCUGAGUGAUUGGCAGCUGUGGUGUCGGGCGGAGAGAGAACGCCGGGAGCUGUUAGCACAGCAGGAUGCGACGCGCCGCAAGAUGGCCGCCCUCAUCAGUGCCGUGACAACUCGGAAGCUGGAGGCGAUCGAGGCGCCCACUCCGGAGUCGGCCCUAGCCCCUCGUAAGACCGACCCAUCAGGGACUGCAGAACCGAAAGGUCAGUCGGGGUUAGGACCGGUUGGGCCUGCCCCCUCACCUGCCUGUCAAGGUGGCAAAAACUUGUGUGCCACGCCCACCCUACCCUGGCAAGUGACUCGGCGUCAUGCAGCACUGACUGCUGCAGCUGAGCGCUUCGACAGCAGAGCCCAGCAGAUGGUUGAGGCGGGGGAGAGGGGCGGAGAUGGCAGUGUAAACCCCGCCCCCCGGGGUCAUGGUGCGGAGUGGCGUGGGGGGCGUUUCGAGCACCGCCAUCUCAGCCAGCAGCAGACCAUCGCUGAGCAGAGGAGGCUCCUCCGGGAGCAGCAGGAGCAGAUUGCACGCCUUCAGGAGAAGCAAAGCAUGAUGGGAUUGAAGCAGGAGUCUCAGAUGGCUCAGCCUAACGUUCCAGCAGGCCCGUGGCUGACGACAACUGAACCUAAACAGACCAGGACAGGGAGUGCCCCUGAGAGGAACGACGGCCGCUCCUCUGUCACCAGGAAAGCCGCUGUGGUUCGACCCUGUCCUGCAGUCAGGGCCAUGGAAGAACGUGCUCGUCAGCGAGCUGAGCGCCGGAUGGAGGUGGAGAACCUGAAGAUUAAAAAAGAGGAGGAGAGACUGGCCCAGCUGAAGGCAGCAGAGGAGCACAGGGAGAGGGAGGAGGACGAGGAGAAACGGAAGGCGGUGGAGCAGAGGAGGGAGGAGAAGAGAAAAGAGCGAGAGAGAGACGAGGACAUGCGGAGGAGGCUGGAGCGAGGGCAGCUUCUCAGGACCCGGGCUCAGCAGCACUAUCGCACAACGCUGUUACUACGACGAGGACUGGCGCCAUGGAAACGCCUAGUCGCCAUGAACCAAAGCAACAGUCAGCUGGCUGGGGCUCAUCACAGGCGGACUGUCCUGAAACGGUGCAUCCUGUCCUGGCAGCAGGCCGCGGGAGAGUCCUUGGCUCAGAAGCGGGCCUCCGCCGACCGACUGCACCAACAUGCCCUGCUGGGGAGGUGCCUGGGCGCCUGGAGGCGGCUGAAGGACCACCGUGUGAUUCUGGAGGGGCGGGCCGAGCGGUUCUGGCGCACGCGCGCUCUCAGGCGGGCUCUGACCGGGAUGUUGGACCAGGUGACACGAGAGAGGAUGGCCGAGUGGGACCGGGAGCGUCAGGCUCAGGAGCACAGUGACAGGCGGGUGCUUCGGAGCUGUUUCCAGCGCUGGCGGCAGUAUCCGGGAUGGCUACGCCAGGAGCGGGAGCGGGAGGCGAGACGGGAUCGGCUGAGACGCAGGGUGGCGGAGGUCCUCCCGGACUUCUGCUCCUCUCCCCUGGACAGUCCCUGGUGACCAGCCCCUCUAUGACCCAGAAUCGACCCAGGACAACCAGACAGAACAGCUGUUGUAACAAGCAGCCAUAUCGGUUGUCAGUGGACUGAGAAAGCUUGAUAAAAAUCCUAAGCAACAACGUAAGAAAAUACUUACGUCAAUGACUCAUUUGAUUUAUUGUAUUUGAAUGUAUUUUUGUUUUGAAGUCAAGGUUUGACGCUUUUUGACAUGAAGGCAUUAAAAACAGAAAGGAUUUUGCUAUUCAUUUCAUCAUAA